AACUGCCUGGCUGUCUCUCUCCGUUGCUGUCCCCUCAGCCCUCCACACUCUAAGCUCCCGCACGCGUGGGGGACCUUUCUGGACUAGAGGCCAGGUAGGACUCAGCUCAGUGGCCAUGGGCAAGCAGAACAGCAAGCUUCGGCCCGAGAUGCUGCAAGACCUGCGGGAGAACACGGAGUUCUCGGAGCUGGAGCUGCAGGAGUGGUACAAGGGCUUCCUCAAGGACUGCCCCACGGGCAUCCUCAACGUGGACGAAUUCAAGAAGAUCUACGCCAACUUCUUCCCGUAUGGUGACGCCUCCAAGUUCGCUGAGCACGUCUUCCGCACCUUCGACACCAACAGCGAUGGCACCAUUGACUUCCGGGAGUUCAUCAUCGCGCUGAGUGUGACCUCGCGUGGCCGCCUGGAGCAGAAGCUCAUGUGGGCCUUCAGCAUGUACGACCUGGACGGCAACGGCUACAUCAGCCGCGAGGAGAUGCUCGAGAUUGUGCAGGCCAUUUACAAGAUGGUUUCGUCGGUGAUGAAGAUGCCGGAGGACGAGUCGACCCCGGAGAAGAGGACGGAGAAAAUCUUCCGCCAAAUGGACACGAAUAACGACGGCAAGCUGUCCCUGGAGGAGUUCAUCCGCGGAGCCAAGAGCGACCCGUCCAUCGUGCGCCUGCUGCAGUGCGACCCCAGCAGCGCCUCCCAGUUCUGAGCGAGGAGCCAGGUCCC
Myotis daubentonii (Daubenton's bat) is the source of this 714-nucleotide messenger RNA. RefSeq names its product hippocalcin (gene HPCA). Gene Ontology annotation, molecular function: calcium ion binding. Lineage: Eukaryota; Metazoa; Chordata; Mammalia; Chiroptera; Vespertilionidae. The record is from RefSeq and is a predicted model, not a curated record.